AUGUUUGUGAAUGUCUUCAAGGCUGUGCAAGAGCGGGACAAUCAAAUCAAGAUGUUGACAGAGCAAGUGGAGCAGUAUACGUGGGAGAUGGAGAGAAAUUCCCUGCUCAUAGAGGAACUCAAGAAGCCCCUGAAGAAAGACAGAGGUGCGUGUCAAAUUCUCUUGUUGUAAAAGCACAUGGAUCUGGAUCCUGUUAAAGGGAAGCCGUUUGGCGCGUUAGCAUGAGCUCUUUAGUUUAGUGUAGCCAUAGACUCUCUGAAGUAGCAUUGUUAGCAAUAGCUCAUAGGUCCAUGGUUUUUCCCCAGGUUUGCCAUCAGCCAUCCAGCAGAGGAACCUGGACGAGCUAAAUGCUAAGCUGCAGGCCACUGAGACAAGAGCACGGGAGGGAGAACGUGUGGCCGAGCUACCCGAGAUAGACGCCAGGGACAAAGAGCUCAGUGACACCCUAAACCACAUGAGACUCUACGAGUCUGUACGUCUGCCCAGCCUGCUCAGUUUCACACACCCAGUUGCUUAAGGGUCCUCCAACAAGCCCACGUUCUUCUACACUAAUCAAAAACCAAUUAUCAUGACCCCUGUGGUUAUUCUCAUGACUCAUGCAACAGGCUUUGUUUUUGAGAUGUCUGGUCUGUCAAAGCUUGUAUCCUAGAUUAAACAAAGUUCGAAAGCCAUGGCUGAUCUCUCUAGGCUCUCUUUACUGUCCUGCAGGGCACUGAUGGUCUGCAGGUGGCCAUCGCUGAGAUCAAAGAGUGUAAGAAUCAGAUGAGAGUGCGAAACCGCGAGGCGGAGGCCAUGACUACAGAUAUCAACCAGAUGGAAAUGAGAAUCAACGACCUCUUGGACGAGAACGCAGAUCUAAAGGAAAGACUCUGUCACAAAGCAAAUUAACUAACGUCAAGUCAAAUUUUAUUUAAAAUUCAUUUCACAAUGUCUCAACACACUUUACAGACAGAUUUUUAAAAUGUAAAAUAAGAACAAGAAACAACAGCAAAGAAAUCAAAAACAGAGAGACGGCAGAUGCAAAAUAAAUGUGUUGUAAUGUGUUAUAUUUCAUAAAGUUAGUGAAUGACCUUAGUAGCUAGACAUUUCCGUUGUUGGAGUGGAUAUCCUUUCAUUCAGUUUCUGUUUUUCAUCCAUCAUCCUCUUUCAUAAGGUCUGGAGCCCAAAGAGGAAGUGGAUCUGACGGAAUUCAGAAGAACCGAAUCCCUGAAACAGCGGCAGUUCAAAGCAGAGAACCAGGUUCUCACCAAAGAGGUAAAUUGGGAUGGGAGGGAACCUCUUGACUUCAAUUUGACUGUGUCCCAAUUGGCACCCUAUUCCCUACAUAGUGCACUACCUUUGACAAGAGCCCUAUGGACACUGGUCAAAAGUAGUGCACUAUACUAUGGGCACAGGUCAAAAGUAGUGCACUAUAUAGGGAAUAGGGUGCCAUUUGGAACAAAACCUUUAGCUCUGCCAGUGGCCCUGUUUCCCUUAUGACCCCAUUUGACCACACAGAUCGAACGACUGGAAGAGGAGAGACUUGAACUGAAGAAACAAAUCAGGCGAAUGGUCAUGGACAAAGGUAAAUACCAGAGGUGGGACCAAGUCACUAUUAUUCGAGUCACAAGCAAGUCUCAAGUCACAAGGUCUGAGUCUCAAGUAGAAUGGGUCAAGACUCGAGUCAAGUCCAAGUUGUGCAUUCUAACUAGAGUCGAGUCACAAGUUUUCAAGUCAAGUCUCAAGUCGAGUUAAAAAUAAGAUCUAUACAUGCAAUGACUUGUUCAACUACAAAUCUUUGUCUAUUUAUUGAGGCUACCAGGCAGCCCUUUUCAUUAUUUAGUCUACAACACAUUUUGAUUAGCUUAUGUAAUCGUAAAAUAGGGGGCUUGUAGCAGUCGCAAGGGCAUGAAAUCAGCAGAAGGCAAGGCAGGUUGACGUGUUCAGAGUGUAGAUUUAUUUACAGGUCUUGUUGAUCCAAUGGUGAAAGUGCCAUAUCAUCCAACAUAUACAAGUAGAUUUACCAAAUAUACAUGUGCAAUAGCCCAAAAUAAAUAGCCUUUGUAUCAGGCUUAACCUGUCCUAUCUGAACGGACACAGGUAGAGCAGAGGGCAAGAGUCCCCUUGAGAAACCAAAUCGAAUAUGUCUCAGUAUGAAAAUGUAUGCACUCACUAACUGUAAGUCGCUCUGGAUAAGAGCGUCUGCUAAAUGACUCAAAUGUAAAAUGUCUAACAGGAGCUCAAACAGGUAGGCCUAUAUAAUAUAAGCACAUGGCCCCCAGAACCAUACAAUUACCCAAUUGGCAAUUACAACAAAUAAACUGGUUCUACAAUGUAAAAGGCAAUUUCCACAUCCAUUGUUACAUUGGUACAUUCAUCUUAAUCAGACUUAAUGAUUAUUAAUGAUAUUUCAACACCAUGCAUACAUGGAACAAUCAUAUUCUAUUUUCAAUGUUCUGACUCCAAUGCGUGGAGCAUAGGCCACGUAGCCUAUUUCUAUUUGCACUGAGGCGCACACGCUCCCUUUACACACAACCAGAAUUAUGCACAACCAGAAUGACAGAGACAUAGGACACAGACACACGGAACUCCAACAUAACCCAGGAAAUAUGAUCAAAGGAAACCAUACAUUAAAUUAAAUAAACAGAACUUCUACCUCAUGAGUCUUGUGAACAUUCAUGUGCACAAUAAACAUUGCGCCCACUCAGAGGGUAAGAAAUGGUUGGCUAAAUGAAAAUGUAUCAUAGGCCUAUCAAACAUGAAACAGAAAUGUCUACAUGUUGCAAUAAACGGUAUGGGGAUGGAAUGAUGAAACGCUAGCAAUUAUUGUAGGAUUAGAUGGAAUAAAGAUUUACCACAUAGGGCCUAUGCAUUUAAACGUUUGAAAGCAAGAGCAAACAUUUCAACAAAAAGCGCUCUCCACUGGCAGGAGUUUGGAGAGCGCAAGUGUAGAGCCGUGCAUAUGGGGCGUCUUCGCCACAGUAAUAAUUCAUUUUAAACAAAAUCCAAACGCAAGCUUCAUGAGUAAAUUAUACAUUUCAAGCGGUUGUUACAUACCAAAAUACCAGUUGGCCUAUGCUAGUAAGUGUUGCCCCAUUGCUGAUGAGCUUGCAAAGUAAACCGUUAAUAUUCAUGAUCACCAAACAAUUUUUGGAGCUACAUAUUUAUUUAUUAUGGCAAUCCUCUUCCUAUAAUUUGACGUUUGCACAAUCAUAUCUAUAGCUGUACAAAAAUUUCCAAAAAUGUGUUUUCACUUUGUUAUUAUGGGGUAUUGUGUGUAGAUUGAUGAGGGAAAAAAACAAUUUAAUCAAUUCUAGAGAAAGUCAAGGGGUCAGAAUAUUUUCUGAAUGCACUGUAUAUGCUUUCUUAUGUACAUCAUUUCCCACAUGUUUUACAGUAUGAGCAUCUGAGGAGAGAGCUGAACCAUAAGGAGAGAGAGUUGGCGCUUCAGAGGACCCAGACAUCUCAGUUUAAAUCCAAAUGUAGGUACAAACUGGGGUUAUAUCGUACAGUAGGAAAGGUUGAAGUACAGGGAUGGCUACUCUGCAUUUCACUAGCUAUAUGCUGUCAGAAUUGUACACUAUAUCUUCCUCAAUACUAUUUCCUAGUAAAGGACUUGGUGCUGUCAAUGCAUUGAACAGAUACUGUGGAUGUCCAAAGGAAUCCCUGUACACAGUUAGAUAAGCUCUGCUGUCUUCUUCUAUGUGUCCCUUAGUUGAAGCAUUGUUUAUGUAGAACAAGCAGCUGGAACAAGUUAUGAAGGAGAUACUUCAGGCAAUCCAGGACACUCAACAGAAAAACCCCUCUUCACAAGCUGCUGUCUUCGGUCUGGAGAGGCUGGUCCAUGUAAGUGCAGCCAGUUGCACCAUCACAGCUGUCCACAUUUGAUAUGUUCUCACUUUAUUAUACACAUUUUUGACCCCAACCCUGCUCCCAUGUUCCAUGUUCCAGGCCAUGAUGAAGAACUCUGAUGGGAAGUUUGACGCCAGCCUUCACCUGAAGGCCCAGGUAGACCAGCUGACAGGAAUGAACGACGAGAUCAGACCGGAAAUGAGGUCAGCUCGGGAGGAAUCUGCCAGCGCCAUGAGUCAACUGGUCAAAGGCAAAAAAAUUGUAUCCAGCUGGCUGGUGACACUUACUGACUUACUGUACAGGAUGUAGGGCUUGUUAUGAGAAAGCCACAGAAUGAUCUUUCACUGAUUCAUGAGUGUAGAUCAGUGGUCACCAAAUGGUCGAUCGCAAUCGACUGGUCGAUCUCCAAGGCAUUCCUAGUCGAUCGCGAAACAUUUAUAUAAAAAAAACAACGAUAAAUCCUUGCAUUCCUACUUUUUCUUUGUCUUGCGCUGUUGCAGAUAAGUGUACUUAUUUCAGCUGCCCUGUGCGCUGGACAGGUGAAGUGUUCCCAUUUUGAACCAUUUCAUGUGUCUGAAGGUACAAAUUCCUCCUACUAGACCUACCGCUAGCCAAUCGGAUUGCUCAGAUCACCGUGUCAUGUCUGCAGCUUCCUCGUUGAUACUGUGAUUUCAAAAUGUCUAAAACCAUGACAAGAGAGAGACUGUCAACAAAUACAGGAAAGAGCUGCUGCUUUUAUGAGUGUUCAUGUUGAAGUUUUAUUCAACUCUGUCAACACUUUUUAUUCCACACUUUUAUAAUCCAUGAAAUGCGCUUCUCCACUCGCGGUGCAACCAGCACUGGAGCUUCAAUGAAUGAGUUAGCAAAGUGUGUCGACAGGCUUGCAUUGUUAUUAGCGGCUGUGUGUUUUUUUAAUAUAGAGGAAUAUUUAACUUUCUCUGGUCAUAGGAGUAACAAGAUGAAUUUGUGCAUGAGCCAACUUGUUAAUUUGUUUUUUUUUGUCAACUUGUUAUUUAUUAUCUUGCCACAGGCAGACCGUUUGGCAAGGCAACAAGGUAGUGUUGUUAAAGGCAGAAGCAGUCAGGUACCUGCAGACUACGAAUAACUCAGUGGGAAGUAGUAAUGUCAUCCAAUCCAUAUAAACCUUUUACAUACUGACACUGUAAUUUCACUCCACCUCAAUAGCUUAAGGCAGGGGUGUCAAACUCAUUUUCCCCGUGGGCCGCAUUCGUCUUCCCGAGUGGCGCAGCGGUCUAAGGCACUGCAUCGCAGUGCUAGAGGCGUCACUACAGAUCCGGGUUCAAUCCAGGGCUGUGUCGCAGCCGGCCGCAACCGGGAGACACAUGAGGCAGCGCACAAUUGGCCUAGCAUUGUCCGGGUUAGGGGAGGGUUUGGCCGGCUGGGAUGCCCUUGUCCCAUCACGCUCUAGCGACUCCUUGUGGUGAGCCGGGCGCAUGCACGCUGACUUCGGUUGCCAGCUGUACGGUGUUUCCUCCGACACAUUGGUGCGGCUGGCUUCCGGGUUAAGCGAGCAGUGUGUCAAGAAGCAAUGCGGUUUGGCAGGGUCGGCUCUCGACCUUCACCUCUCCCGAGUCCGUACGGGAGUUGCAGCGAUGGGACAAGACUGUAACUACCAAUUGGAUAUCACUAAAUUGGGGAGAAAAAGGAGUAAAAACCAAUAUUUAUAAUAUUUCAUAGCCGUCAAAAUGUGCAAAAAAUUGUUAUCUAUCCAUCCCUUUUGGAAUUUUCGAUGCUCCCUGACUGUCUGUCUAGCUUUCUAUUCGAUGACUGUUCGCAAGCUGGACAGAGUGAAAAGACUAUAAAUGUAGGUCCAUUAUGAGUCUGGACGGGACGGGGUGAUCUUUAGGACCCUGAAUCUCCCCGACGACAUGGCCCCAUCCAGCACUGAGAUCAUCAGCUCUCUGAAUGAGUUUGCCAUUCGACUGUUACAGGUCAGUCUCACCCAACUCCGCCUACAGCUGUUUUCCUAAUUGGUUGUGUUUGAGAUUGACAACCUUGCAGUGGGCGACUGCAAUUUAGUCGAUCUCAAACACGCACCAUCUAUUGUCUUUCUCUCUGUAACAUUUCUCUCAAAUGAUCUGAGAGACAUUUUCACACACACAAUGUUAUUUUAUAGGAGUUCAAAAACGAGGAGGAGUCAAGCCAGCAGCUGGUGGCAGCCUUGGAGGAGUACAAGGGGAAGUUUGCUGUGAGGAUCAUCUCUACAAGGAGCACCAAAGGUACAGUAGACCAGUUGGUUGGGAUGAUCUGCAGAUUGAGGACCAAACUUACUGUAAAUGUAUUACAGUGGUGCUUGGCACCUAACAAAUCAAAACACACCCAUAAGCUUAAAAAGAUCAACAUGGACAUCCCCCAUUAUCGUUAAGAAUAGUAAUGUCGGGCCAGCCCCCUAUUUUUUAUGGCACCAGAAAAGGCAAUGUGUCAUUUGAACGUGGUCAUCGUGACACACCUACGUACACCAAAACUGAUACCCACAAAGCUGAAAAGAACACAAAACUCUAACUUAUCUCUGUGUAUUAUGAUGAUUGUAGUGAGAAGGAGGCCUGGCAGAAGGAGAGACAUACUUUCACAGAGAUGAAGAACAAGCUAGAGGAGCAGAAGGAGGUGGACAGUGAAGCUCAAAGAGUUCAAUGUGAGUGACAGAGCCAAACAUUACGCAUUCACACAAGUGGCUCAAACACUGUAUCUCUAAACUUAGGCAUUAUGUAUUUCUAAUCCCCUCUGUGUCCAAUAGCACUGGCUGGAAGCACUGCAGAAGGAUCCAGAGGAGCUGUGGAGGCAGGUGGCAGGAUGACGGUGCUGCGUGUGAACGAGAAGACCCUGACACAUCGUUACACCACCCUGCUGGAGCAGGAGCAGCACCUCCGCAAGAACAGCAACCUGAACAAUGACUUCAGCACCAUGCAGGCCUCCGUCACACAGAGGAUAGGAUACCUGAUCAGAUACAAGGUACACAUGCCCUCUGAUUGGCUGAAAUGUCGCCAUAUUGCAUACACCUAUCGAGGAACAAUAAAAGUAGGGUCAAGUGUAGAUGGUUUCAUACUGCCAAUAAAUAACUGUGUAGUGUAUAUUUUUUAAUGACUGGUAUAGAUAAUCAAUUUAACCCGUUUUAAAGCUGCAAGAUGUAAGUUUUUGGGCAACCUGACAAAAUUCAAUUAGAAAUGUGAGUUAUAGAUCUGUUAUUUUCAUUGAAAGCAAGUCUAAGAAGUGGUAGAUCUGUUCUAUAUGUGUUAUUUCUAUGCUUCCCAUUCUUAAGUUUAGUUUUUUGUGUCUUUUACUUUUGGUUUUGUACCCCAGCUUCAAACAGCUGAAAAUACAAUAUUUUUGGUUAUGGAAAAUAUAUUUCACAUCAAUUUAGAUGGUACAAUGAUUCUCUACACUAUGCUUGCUUGUUUUGUCACAAACUGAAAUUAGGCAAACUAUUAGAAUUUUAGCAACCAUGAAAUGGUGGAGGGAGUUCUGCAUUGUGUACCUUUAAGGAAGAAUCAAUCGUUUUCUUUACAAGACUUGAUAUAGCAUUUUCUUACUUUCCACUUUUGUAGGAAAUAGCUGCUUAUAAGAUGUCAGGGCUGCAGAAAGAGCCAAUAAACAGUACACAGAGCUGAUGGUGAAGUACAGGGAUAUGCUGCAGAUAGACAACCACCUGGUAAAAAGGACCACCAACCUUCAACACCUAGAGGUAGGAAAACAACAAUAUAUACAUUACCGUUCAAAAGUUUGGGGUCACUUAGAAAUUCGAAAGAAAAUAAAAAAAAUUGUCCAUUAAAAUAACAUCAAAUUGAUCAGAAAUACAGUGUAGACAUUGUUAAUGUUGUAAAAGGCUAUUGUUGCUGGAAACGGCUGAUUUUUAAUGGAAUAUCUACAUAGGCAUACAGAGGCCCAUUAUCAGCAACCAUCAGUCCUGUGUUCUAAUGGCACGUUGUGUUUGCUAAUCCAAGUUUAUCAUUUUAAAAGGCUAAUUGAUCAUUAGAAAACCAUUUUGCAAUUAUGUUAGCACAGCUGAAAACUGUUGUGCUGAUUUAAAGAAGCAAUAAAACUGUCCUUCUUGAGACUAGUUGAGUAUCUGCAGCAUCAGCAAUUUAUUUGAUUAUAGGCUCAAAAUGGCCAGAAACAAAUAACUUUCUUCUGAAACUCGUCAGUCUAUUCUUGUUCUGAGAAAUGAAGGCUAUUCCAUGCGAGAAAUUACCAAGAAACUCCGGGAUGCUGACCUUCUAGGCAGAGUUGCAAAGAACUCUGUAGCUCAAUUGGUAGAGCAUGGCGCUUGUAACGCCAGGGUAGUGGGUUCGAUCCCCGGGACCAUGCACACAUGACUGUAAAUCGCUUUGGAUAAAUGGCAUAUUAUAUUAUAUUAUAUUAUUUUGUCAGACCUCAAAUAAUGCAAAGAAAAUAAGUUCAUGUUCAUUUUUAAACAACACAAUAGUAAUGUUUUAACUUAGGAAGAGUUCAAAAAUCAAUAUUUGGUGGAAUAACCCUGAUUUUCAAUCACAGCUUUCAUGCGUCUUGGCAUGCUCUCCACCAGUCUUUCACAUUGAUGUUGGGUGACUUUAUGCCACUCGUGGCGCAAGAAUUCAAGCAGCUCAGCUUUGUUUGAUGGCUUGUGACCAUCCGUCUUCCUCUUGAUCACAUUCCAGAAGUUUUCAAUGGGGUUCAGGUCUGGAGAUUGGGCUGGCCAUGACAAGGUCAAGUUUUCUUCCAGGACAACCUUGUACGUGGCUUGAUUUAUUCGUCCUUGACAAAGACAAAUCUGCCCGAUUCCAGCCUUGCUGAAGCACCCCCAGAUCAUCACAGAUCCACCACCAGAUUUCACAGUGGGUGCGAGACAAUGUGGCUUGUAGGCCUCUCCAGGUCUCCGUCUAACCAUUAGACGACCAGGUGUUGGGCAAAGCUGAAAAUUUGACUUAUCAGAGAAGAUGACCUUACUCCAGUCCUCUACGGUCCAAUCCUUAUGGUAUUUUGCAAACCUCAGCCUGGCUCUUCUUUGCUUCUCAUUGAUGAAGGGAGCCAGAAACUUUUUUCUAGCUUUGCACGACUUCAGCCCUGCCAUUAGGAGCCUGUUUUGAACCGUCCUCGCCGUGCACUUCACCCCAGCUGCCGUUUGCCAUUAUUUGUGUAGGUCACUUGAUGUCAUCCUACGGUUGUUGAGUGACAUUCGAAUGAGUUGGCAGUCAUCCUGGUCAGUAGAGAGUCGUUUUCGCCCUCUGCCAGUCUGUAGCUUUGUUGUCUCCAAUGUCUGCUGCUUGACCUUGUUCUUAUGAACCGCCGUCUUUGAAAUGUUAAGGAUGGAAGCAACCUGAAGCUCACUGUAUCCCUCUGCCAGUAAAGCCAGAAUUGAAACCUUAUUUUCCUCACUCAAAACUUUCAUUUUCAACUCUUUUGGCAUGGUCAAUAGUUAUUUUUUGAUUAAUAUUACUUUUGAGGUACUAUUAGCACUGUUUAUAUAUAUACAGUGGGGAAAAAAAGUAUUUAGUCAGCCACCAAUUGUGCAAGUUCUCCCACUUAAAAAGAUGAGAGAGGCCUGUAAUUUUCAUCAUAGGUACAUGUCAACUAUGACAGACAAAUUGAGAAAAAAGGAUUUUUAAUGAAUUUGUUUGCAAAUUAUGGUGGAAAAUAAGUAUUUGGUCACCUACAAACAAGCAAGAUUUCUGGCUCUCACAGACCUGUAACUUCUUCUUUAAGAGGCUCCUCUGUCCUCCACUCGUUACCUGUAUUAAUGGCACCUGUUUGAACUUGUUAUCAGUAUAAAAGACACCUGUCCACAACCUCAAACAGUCACACUCCAAACUCCACUAUGGCCAAGACCAAAGAGCUGUCAAAGGACACCAGAAACAAAAUUGUAGACCUGCACCAGGCUGGGAAGACUGAAUCUGCAAUAGGUAAGCAGCUUGGUUUGAAGAAAUCAACUGUGGGAGCAAUUAUUAGGAAAUGGAAGACAUACAAGACCACUGAUAAUCUCCCUCGAUCUGGGGCUCCACGCAAGAUCUCACCCCGUGGGGUCAAAAUGAUCACAAGAACGGUGAGCAAAAAUCCCAGAACCACACGGGGGGACCUAGUGAAUGACCUGCAGAGAGCUGGGACCAAAGUAACAAAGCCUACCAUCAGAAACACACUACGCCGCCAGGGACUCAAAUCCUGCAGUUCCAGACGUGUCCCCCUGCUUAAGCCAGUACAUGUCCAGGCCCGUCUGAAGUUUGCUAGAGUGCAUUUGGAUGAUCCAGAAGAGGAUUGGGAGAAUGUCAUAUGGUCAGAUGAAACCAAAAUAGAACUUUUUGGUAAAAACUCAACUCGUCGUGUUUGGAGGACAAAGAAUGCUGAGUUGCAUCCAAAGAACACCAUACCUACUGUGAAGCAUGGGGGUGGAAACAUCAUGCUUUGGGGCUGUUUUUCUGCAAAGGGACCAGGACGACUGAUCCGUGUAAAGGAAAGAAUGAAUGGGGCCAUGUAUCGUGAGAUUUUGAGUGAAAACCUCCUUCCAUCAGCAAGGGCAUUGAAGAUGAAACGUGGCUGGGUCUUUCAGCAUGACAAUGAUCCCAAACACACCGCCCGGGCAACGAAGGAGUGGCUUCGUAAGAAGCAUUUCAAGGUCCUGGAGUGGCCUAGCCAGUCUCCAGAUCUCAAGCCCAUAGAAAAUCUUUGGAGGGAGUUGAAAGUCCGUGUUGCCCAGCAACAGCAACAGCCCCAAAACAUCACUGCUCUAGAGGAGAUCUGCAUGGAGGAAUGGGCCAAAAUACCAGCAACAGUGUGUGAAAACCUUGUGAAGACUUACUGAAAACGUUUGACCUGUGUCAUUGCCAACAAAGGGUAUAUAACAAAGUAUUGAGAAACUUUUGUUAUUGACCAAAUACUUAUUUUCCACCAUAAUUUGCAAAUAAAUUCAUUAAAAAUCCUACAAUGUGAUUUUCUGGAGAAAAAAAAUCUAAUUUUGUCUGUCAUAGUUGACGUGUACCUAUGAUGAAAAUUACAGGCCUCUCUCAUCUUUUUAAGUGGGAGAACUUGCACAAUUGGUGGCUGACUAAAUACUUUUUUCCCCCCACUUUUUUCCCCCAAUCUUUACGAAGAUUAUAUACAUAUCCUUUAAAAAUAUAUAUUUUCCUUUAUUACUUUCCAACCCCACCACCCCUCCCUUAAUUGGAGUAAACUAGUGAACAACAUCGCUUAGGCCUAUACUUCCAGCUUAUACAUACUAUAUACAUUUUAUGGACACAAAGUCUAUUUUAUAAUAGUUAUAUUUUGUUAGUUUUUACUCCUGAACUUCCGCUACCCUCAACCUCUCCGAUCAUUUUCAUGAUGUCCAUCCGGUUUGCUACUAUAUGCCAUAUCUUUCAAACUGUGGUCUUUCACAAAAGUUCUUAACCUAUAUACUUAUUAUGGACACAGUAUGUUUUACAUUAGUUAUCUUGUUGUUAUUAGUUGUUAUUAGUCCCAACCUUCAGCUCCAUUCAACCUCUCCCAUCUAUCUCUUAACGCCAUCCAUAUUGGAUUUCUAUUUGCCAUAUAUUUUUCAAAUGUACUGUGAUGUUUCACAAAUGUUCUGAACCCUUCUAUUCUCAUUGUUUCUACAGAUUGUAAAUUGUAAAUAAACAAUUUUGCUAAAGUAUUAUUAUAUUAUUGAUCAUUUGACUUUGACUUUUCAGAUCACCCAGUAGUGCUAUCUGCAGGGUUAGCUCCAGGUAAAUAUUGCAAUCCUUCAGCCAUUCCUGGACCUGUGACCAAAACCAAGCUACAAAUGGACAGUACCAAAACAAAUUAUCUAAUGAUUCUGUCUCUUCGCAGCAAAAUCUGCAGAGCUGGGAAGAUUGUAUCCGCCAUAUAAAUAACAUUCUAUUGGUAGCAAGAAUUGUGUAUAAUAAUUUAAAUUGAAACAUUUUAAGUUUUGAAUCCGGUGUCGUAUUGCGUAUCAGUUCAUAAACCAUUUGCCAUGGAAUCGGUACGUCAAAAAUAUGAUAUAAUUUACGAAGAUUAUACCUUUUUUAAACAUUUUCUCAAAAAAAGUUUUUUAUCAAUUCGUAUAUUUGAGUUUAAACACUUUGUUGCAUUAUUUGUUCUGUCGUUUCUGGAGGAUUACAUUGAAAUUGCAACCAACUUUCUAUGGCUUGUUUUAGAAAUAGUGAUAUUUGGGAGAUGAGUUCCUUUUCAAAUAACUGAAAGUGAGAGGUUGUAAUCUGAAUAAAGGGAAAAGGCCAUUCUUGAACAUGGGGUGAGACAAUCUUACUAAUUUGCUAGAGAACCAGUUCGGAUUUACGUAUAACUUUAAUAUGACUGAAGCUUUUAGUGAUAGGUCUAAUGCUUUAAUAUUUAAUCAUUUCUGUCCUCCGAAUUCAUAUUCAUUAUAUAAAUAGGCCCAUUUAAUUUUGUCUGGCUUGCCGUUCCAAAUAAAAUUGAAUAUUUUUUUCUCGUAUAAUAAAAAAAACAAAGUUUCGCUAGGUGUAGGCAAGACCAUAAGCAAAUAGGUAAACUGGGAUCAGGGUGAUUUUUUUCCACAAAUAGACAGGUAUUUACUUUUCCAUGGUAGCAAGAUCUUAUCUAUUUUUGCUAACUUUCUGUUAAAAUGUAUUGGAAUGAGAUCAUUUAUUUAUUUUGGAAUAUGUAUACCGAGUAUAUCCACAUCACCAUCAGACCAUUUUAUUGGUAAACUACACAGUAAUGUAAAAGUUGUAUUUUUUAGUGAUCAGUACGUAAUAUAGUAAAUGUAUCAUAAUUUGGUUGUAAUCCAGAGAGGUUAGGAAAUGUAUCUAGAUCCUCUAUGAGGCUGUGGAGGGAUUCAAGAAAACAUGAAUCAUCAGCUAUGAAUAGCAGGCCUGGUUUCCCAGAUUGUUCAUAGUGUUCUAUUGUUUCCAGUACUUGCCUUAUAUUAUCUCCAAUGUAUCGUCCAUGUAAAAAAACCUGUCUGAUUAGAAUGAAUAAUGUCUGACAAUACCUUUUUAAUUCUAUGCGCUGUACAUUUUGCUAGAAUUUUUGCAUCCCAACACUGAAGUGUAAGGGGCCUCAAAUUAUUGUUGCUAACUGUACAUUUUUCCUUAUAUCUUAGGGUGAGAAUGUGUCCCUUGGUGAGCACAUUUCUGCCCUCAAUAAAGAGCUGGAGAUUACUAAGGAGGAACUCCACACUCUGGAGCAGGCAUGGGAGCACACCAACACAUUAAGUAUGCAAAGGUUCACAACUGAGUGUGUAUAAUUUGAUACGCUUUUCAUGUCUUUUCUAUUUUCACGUUUAGAACAUGGAGAUGGCGUGCCAAUCGUUGGAUGACAACAUAGCAUGGAAAAAUUCACCCAGAGACAAACAAAAAAAGUAACUGUGAAAUCAGUGAGCCCAUAGUGUCUCUCAGAAGCCCUGCUGUGAUUUUUCACCUGGGAUCAUUCCUUUGCUCUCGGGUGGUGAGAGCAGCAUGGACAAAGCAGCGAAGGCGGUGUCCAACAGUGAGAUUGUUUCUGCCCCCGGAAGGAUCACCAUGCUGGAGAUGAAGGAUCAGAAUGCGCGGCAGAGGGCCGCCUCAGGAACUCCCUCAGAUGAACACCUCAGGAACUCCCUCAGACAGGUGGAGGAGCGCAACGUGGAGCUGGAGACCAAGUUCACCGAGGUAGGAGAGAUGAGAGAGCUAUCUUCAUAG
Coregonus sp. 'balchen' is the source of this 13454-nucleotide messenger RNA. NCBI's taxonomy places the organism in Eukaryota, Metazoa, Chordata, Actinopteri, Salmoniformes, Salmonidae. The record is from the annotation of a GenBank genome assembly.